AUGACCGCCGCCUCCACAAACGCCGGACGAGCACAAACCACUAGCCAAAGAGACGCCGCCCACGCCAACGGAAGCAUGCCCUGCCGCCCACGCGGCCAGAGGCAUAGCAACACCACCACCUCGCUCCCGGAGCCGCCGCUCCGGCUUCCACGCGCAACAGGCCGACCCCUCGCGUCAACCUGUCACCGUCGCACCCCAGCUAGCCUGCCACACGCGGUGGCCCUCCGCAGCCCCCCGAACUCCGACCUUCACGCGACCGCCACGCCAAGGAGAAGCUGGGACGGCACAUCCCCGUCGCCACCGCGUCUCCGGGGCCGCUGCCCUGGCAUCCUCUUCUCCAGCCAACCGCCGGCGCCGGAGAUGCAGACCGGCCUCCCCUGCCGGCUGCCCGCUGUCGGGGGCACGACCCCGACACCACCAACGCCACUAAGGCGACCCAGGGCCGCCGCCCUGGCCUCCUUGAGCGAGGCCGACCUGCACGCCCCCCAAAUCGAGCGGAUCUCGAUCUGGGAGGACGCCGACCAGGCCGCCCCGCAAGGCCCCGCACCGAGGGCGACCGUCGCCGGAGCAGCUGCGACCACCGCAGCGCCGGCGAGCAGCCACCACCGCAGCCCCCCGCCCCGAGCCCGCCGGCUCGGCUUCCUCAAGCCCCGACCGCCACCGCCCCCACGAGCCGGCCCUCCACCUCGCGCCCAGAACUCCCCGACCACCUUCGGCAGCGGGGUGCCGCCACCGCCGCGGAGGAGGCCGCCGGCGGCAGCGGCGGGAGAGGCCAAGGCGGGGAGGAGCUUGGCGGCGCUAGGUUUUCGCCCCUGGCGUCGCCUGGGGGAGCGACGCGAGGGGGCCAGUGCAAGCUUUUAA
Molecule: messenger RNA, 861 nt
Organism: Lolium perenne
Lineage: Eukaryota; Viridiplantae; Streptophyta; Magnoliopsida; Poales; Poaceae
Source: RefSeq, a predicted model, not a curated record